AUGUUGAUUAUUCUCUUGAUCAGUUCAUAUUUUCUUCUAAUUCAUGGUUUAACAGUUGUUCUUAACGAAAAAGAUUUAAUUAACCCGAUCGAGAAAGUCCUUGUAAUCGAAAAUGAUCUCUUUGUUGGCGCAGGCAAUGCACUUCAUCAUUUAUCGAUAAACAACUUCACAAAACUUCAAUCAUCAUUAAACUUCCCAUCAGAUUAUCAUUUCAAAGUUUUGUCUGUAAUUCACGACGGGAAUUUACUUGUAUGUGGAACAUCAAAUCAAGGUUCAUGUCAAAUUCUUAACAAAGAGUUCCAGUGGAUUAUCAAUUCAUCGUUGCCAAUUGUCGCCAAUGAUCCAGUCAAUAGUACAAUCGCUUUGAUCAUUCCCGAGAAGAAUCUCGUUUAUUUCGGUGUCACUUACACGAACGAAGGUUUGUAUCGGUGGCAGAUUCCGAAUCUUUCAGGCCGGUCGCUGAAUUUGACGAAUUUUAUGAAAAUUUUAUCAGUUAAUGAUGAUGAUACAAUCUCCCGAGAUGAUUUAUCACUUCGUUUCAUGCCCAGACAGCAAACGACAUUUAUUGUUCAGUAUAUUUAUUCGUUUUAUCAUAAGAAUUAUAUUUAUUUUCUUACGAAUCAACCGACUGAUGUUGAUCAGACGACAAUCAUAACAAAAAUCGUUCGUUUUUGUCGAAAUACUUCCACGUCAAUUAUUCGCUCAUAUUCUGAAAUGCCUCUUGUUUGCUCCGAUGCUGAUUGGAUCUUGAAAUCAGCGCAAACCAUCGUCGACAACAACGAUCAAUUGAUUUUAAUCGGACUUUUUCAAAAGCGAGAUGGUUCUAGCGGAACGAAUGUUUGUUCAUGGAAAAUCUCCAAUGAAAUCGAUCAAGCUUUUCAAGACAAUUAUCGAAAUUGUUAUUCAUUCGGAAUCGGACAACGUGGAUUAAGUUUUAUCAAACCUAAUGAACCUUGUCGAAAAGACGAAAGUUGGUCAAUUGGAAUGACUGAUGAUAUAUGUCCAUCGAUUAUUAGUGACCGUUUACCUUAUCCCGUUGGAGGAAUAAAUCCAAUUAUCGGUCGAUUAUUCUACGAGAAUACAGCUGAAAAUUCCAACGGUAUGCAGCUGUAUUCAUUCGGUUCAUCAAUUCUUUUCUUACAAGGAUUAACCAAUGGGACUUUCAAAUUGGGAAUAUUGGACUUUUUAUUGAAUAUUAAGUGGAUUUAUUCUUAUGAUUUACCAACUCAAUCAGCAAUUUUACCUGAAAUGUUAUUUGAUAAUCGCACUGCAAGUUUCAUCUUAUCAUCUGAAUCAAAGAUCUAUCGUUUAUCAUUCUCUGCUGAUUGUUCAUCGCGCUUGUCAUGUGACGAGUGUUUGUCAUCAUCAACUAAUCUCUUUUGUGGCUGGUGUACAUCAACUGAACGAUGUACGGUGUUAAAUGAUUGUCCGAAGAAUUCUUGGCAACAAGAGACUAAUCAAUGUAUACAAAUGCUUAAUGUUCAACCAUUGAAAGCUUCGCUUGAUCAAAGUCAAUGGAUUAACAUAACUCUAUCAAAAUUACCGCAAUUGGAACAUAAUGAAAUUUAUCAAUGUAUUUUUUCGAAUGGAUUUUUCUCUGCGAAUAGCCAAGCGAUUAAAUUAGAUGCAAAUCGAUUAUCUUGUCCUACGCCGUUGAAUAAUAUCAAAAGAAAUCAACAAAUCGAGAAUGAGUUUCAAGUUCGUUUUUCGGUGAUUAAAUGGCCAUCGAACACAAGUAUCGCGAUGAUUAAUAAUUUUACGUUUUAUGAUUGUGCGUCUUACUUGUCAUGUGAAACAUGUCGAUCGAAAUCGAACUGCCAAUGGUGUUCAGAUCGAUGUUCGUCAUUUUGUAAUGAAGUUAUCUCGAAUCAAUGUCCGACAUUUAGUCUGGUGAAUUCUUCUGAGAGAUUUAUCGAAGCAGGUCACUCGAUUGAUAUUUCUUUGAAAUUUGCAAAUACAAUUCAAACAAGAUUAGAUUGUCGUUUGAAUGAAACAAUUUUGGGCGUGAUUAAUGAACGACAGGUGUGUCGAAUUCCAAAAAUUCCGGAGAUAAUCGACGAGAAAAAUGAGCAGUUGUUAUUUUUAUCUAUUUACGAAAAUAAUAUUCCGAUUGGUACUCCAAUCAAAAUGUUUGCUUAUCGUUGCGAUCUUUACGAAUCGUGUGAUCAAUGUCAGUCACGUUCAACGUGUUCUUGGUGUCAAGGAAAAUGUUUCUCGAACAAAGAAACUCAAUGUUUCCCAGAUUCAGCUUGUACAUCACUGAAAAUCAAGGAUUUCUCUCCGAAAAUUCUUCCCUUAAAUGGCGAAACAAUCGUUACGAUUGAUUUAAAUGAAGAUUUGCAUAAGAAAAUCCUCGAAAUUACACUUGCAGAUAUUCCGUGCUCAAUCACGACGAUUUCCAAUCGAAUUGAAUGUCGAGCAAACCCGUCGAAUUCUUCUCGACAAGGUCUAAUUAAAAUUCAAUUCGAAAGUUCGAUUACGAUUUUCUCGAAAGAGUCGAUCGAAUAUCGCCGAGCGACGAUCAAUUCAUUUCAUCCGGCGAUUGUUUAUGAAUUCGGUGGACAAAUGUUUCAAAUUCUUGGAAAUAAUCUUCUCAUCGGCAAUUCGCAACAAAUCUUCAUUGGAAAUUCUCAAUGUCUGACAACGAAACAAACAAAUUUAAAUGCUCUAACAUGUCGUUUACCUUCAUUAUCAUCGGGAUUUUACAAUGUAACGGUUAUUAUCGAUAGGAAGACUAUUUUAAACAAUGGAAUUUAUUUGAAAAUUACACCGAAUCCGAUCGUACAAGAUAUCAAUCCGAUUAAUAGUUUUGCAAGUGGAGGUCGAUUGGUCACCGUUCGUGGAAUGUAUUUUGGUUCUGCUCAAACAAUUCAAGUCGAGUUUUCCUACCGAAACUGGAACACAAGGUUGAAAAUCGAUCCAGUAGAUGUCGUCUCAUCUGACGAUGGAUUGAUUUCUUCGUUUACUCUUCGUACACCGGGAAUCCCUUCGACAUCCGAUGAAUUCAAUUCACCUCCUGUUGACGUGGACUUUACUCUUUACUUUGACAAUUCUAUAAUUUUGCCAAAUCUCAUUCAAUUUCAUUACAUCGCCGAUGUUUUACUAAAUAUUUCAUUAAUUCCUCCGACAUUACCUUAUACAGGCGAAGAACUUAAGUUACAAGUCGAAAAUCUGACUGAAGCUGCAUCUAUGGAUGAUAUUCAGUUGUUAAUCGGUUGUACCGAGUGUAAACUUAAAACCUUUACAUCAAAAGGAAUAACUUGUCAACCACCACACCAGUUAUUAACAAAUAUUCCCAUACUUCUCAAUAAUCAACAGCAACAAGUGGACUGCUCAAUGUUCAAUUCUUCCAUUGCUCCAAUCCGCUUUCGAAUUGGUUUUCGUGAAUAUUUGAUCGGUUAUUUGUCCUACAAACAUUUCUUAUCUUCCUCUCGAUAUUCCGUUGGAACAAUUAUCUAUUUAUCAAUCGCCAGUUGUUUAUUAACCAUUGCUUUGUUAACAGUUAUUAUUUGCUUAUAUAUUAAAUAUAAGAAAUCCCAAGAAAAAACUUUAUCUUUAUCUCCAAUUCAACCUAAUGAACAAAAAGCAGACAAACCAUUUUGGUCAACUGCAACCUCAGCCAAUGCCGGACCUUAUUAUCAAGUUUACGAACAGAUAUCUUCGUCAUCCUCACAUCAAAAUACUUUAACGCGUACGCCGUUAAUUGUUUGUCCCUAUCAUCAAAAUUAUUCGACAUUAUCGUUGAUUCAACAGUUACACAAUAAAUCAAGUUUCUUGAAAACCAUUUCAGUCGAACAUGAACGGUUGAAAAAGUUGAUCUACACAUCAAAUCUUCGAUCGAAUCCUUAUAAUCGCCGUCAAUCAAUGGAAUAUUUCUAUGAUUUACUCGGCAUGACACCAUUUUCUGAAGCUUUCAUUGAUCAAUUAUUACUGAAAAAUGAUCCCGAUCUGUACAAAUACUAUAUUUAUAUAUUUCGUUAUUCUCCAAUAAACUUCCAACGAUUUCCUCCAAAACGUGACGUUAACUUCUUGAAAUUCAUCUCCACAUAUUUCCUUCAAUCGAAAAGUAACUUAAUCGAGAUAUUUCAUCUAUUUGAUACACUACUUGACAAUUUAAUCGACUUUCUCGAUUCUGCUCCUUGUGACCAACUUCUGGAACGUUCAAGUAAAUCGUUUUCCUACGCAACAUUAUUAUUAAAUCCAACAAUCGAUUAUCAUCGCUAUGAAUUAUCAAUAAAUUAUGAAAAUCAAAUCCAGUUCCACCUAUCUGUUUUGGAUUGUGAUACCAUUGAUCAAGUGAAAAAGAAAAUUCUUCAUUAUUUGAACUCGUCGGAAUCGAUUGAAUUGAUUCUUCCAUCAUCGAAUGUUUGUUUAUGUUCACAAGAAAUGCCUCAAGUGAAACACUAUCCAAUUAAUUCGACAAUUCUUUGCCGAAAACGAUCAACAUGGAAUCAAUUUUCGGAUAAAUCAAACUCGUAUGGUUAUCAUUUAUGCAAAGAAAAUCAAUCAAUUCAAGACGAACAUUUUCUUCUUGUACGAUUAAAAGAAAAUAAAAAUGAAUUUAAUGAAAGAUUUCUACGAAAUUUUUACCAAAAUCUUCUCGGUGGUAUCAAAUAUCUUUCCAUUGAUUCAUUUGAUGAUUACAUUCAAUUGAUCAGCGAUCUUAUUCGACAUUUACAUUUUCUAUUAAUAUCAAGAUCAAAUUGUCCAAUAAUUCAAUCAUGUUUAAAUGUUAUCGCCGAUGGUUUAGAAUAUAUUUUUGAUACUCAUGAUAAAGUUUUUCCAAGAUUGAUUCAAGAUUUAUUCGAAGACGAUCGAAAGUAUUUUCAAACAUUUCAAACAAAUUCAUUUCAAUUAUCAGCACCACCUUUGAGAAAUUCUCUAUUAUUGUCAUCAAUGGAUGUUCGAUCAUUGAUACUUGCAGAUCAAACAGCAAUUGAUUGCCUUUUUAAACUUUAUCAAUUUUAUGAACUGAAUAGUGAAACGAUAAAUCAACAUAUUGGAGAAAAUCAUGUCAGUGUUUUAUUACCUGUUCAUCAUCUCUUAGUACAAAUUCGUCAAAUAAUUAAUUCAGAUACAAUGAAAACGAAUACAACGAUUAUUUGA
Molecule: messenger RNA, 5106 nt
Organism: Adineta ricciae
Lineage: Eukaryota; Metazoa; Rotifera; Eurotatoria; Adinetida; Adinetidae
Source: the annotation of a GenBank genome assembly